GACGUGUUGCACAUCGACGCUUGAUCCAGGCGCUGUACGAUUCGAGAUGGAAGUGGGCAAAAUGCAGAUGAAGCCAGUCCGCCUCAUCGUGGCGGCAUGCAACGGCUUGGGGAUCGGCAAGGACGGUUUUAUACCCUGGAAUUUACCGAAGGAGUUCAAGUUUUUCUUGGACAAAAUCUCAUCCGUAAACCAGCCAGGGAAGCUGAACAUGCUGAUCUGGGGGAGGCUGUGCUGGCAGGGCCAUCCCAAAUCGACCCUGCCUUUACCAAACACCAUCCAUGUGGUGCUGAGCAACACUCUGAGUGCCGUACCAGAGCAUGCACAUUACGUGCUCCCAGACCUGGGCAGCGCCUGCAACCUGGCUGGACAAUAUCCUCUCUCUGAACUGAUCGAGACCAUCUGGGUCAUCGGGGGGACUCAGGUCUACAAGUCUGCAAUGGCACAUCCAUGGUGUGACCUGAUCUACUUUACCGACGUCAUGGCCGAUUUUGACUGUGACGUUUUCUUCCCGGACUUUGACAAGAACGAGUUCAAAGAACAAGAAGGGUUUCAUGACAUCGAACAUGAAAUCCAAGAGGAGAACGGGAUAAAGUACAAAUUUCAAGUAUUCAAGAGAGAAAUUAAAGACACAGAGUAGAAGAACUUCAUUAAAGGCUGUUGUUUAGCGUAGAUUCACCCGCAGUUAAUACGCUCACAUUCCAGGUGACUGUAAAAGAGUGAAAGAAAGAAAGAAGAAAGCUAAAAUCCUGAGAGAAAAACUCUUUCUCACCAAACUACAGUUCAUCAGUGAAUGCAGAUUUGUUUCCUGUGUUGUUAGUUUUCUCGCGUCACUUUGAAUCUUUAUGUUGUUUAAGUUACUGUCAAA
Molecule: messenger RNA, 865 nt
Organism: Synchiropus splendidus (mandarinfish)
Lineage: Eukaryota; Metazoa; Chordata; Actinopteri; Syngnathiformes; Callionymidae
Product: dihydrofolate reductase-like
Exons: 6
Coding region: 47-637 (196 amino acids)
Biological process (GO): folic acid metabolic process; tetrahydrofolate biosynthetic process; glycine biosynthetic process
Cellular component (GO): mitochondrion
Molecular function (GO): dihydrofolate reductase activity; NADP binding
Source: RefSeq, a predicted model, not a curated record